CCAAAAAUAGAAUUGUUUGCAUUUGCCGGUAAGCUUGAAUGUUGCGGACGUGUAUGUAUAAACAAAUGUAGACGUAUAUGAACAGCCAGAGAAGCAACAGCGUUGACCACGUGAUCUGUGUUUACAUCCUCAGCUCAGCUGUUUCUCUCUUCCUCCACUUCGACGCUGUGGCUCGUCCUCACUGUUUCGCCUUCUGCUCACAAAGAUCCUAGUUAGUCAGUUUACAAGUCGUCGACCUGUGCUGGAGGUUUUUUAUAACCUUCUGUCUGCGCGACUGUCAUUGACCGUCGCAGUGCACAGCUCACCCACAAACCAGGAGUGAGUUAAUGCGCCACGACACUGUCAUAUCAAGUCACCAAAAAUAGGGAAAAGGCUCAACGAGGAGAGACCACCAACACCCAAAAAGCAACAAUUACAAGACAUUACCAGCUGUCCAACCUAAGGUACAGGUUUGUAAAAAAAAAAAAAAGAGAUACAUAACUUUGUUUUAUGCAGGUGUGGAUGUGCAGUUUCAUGUUUCUGGUACCAUGGAAAACCUGUUUCCAGGAAUUACGUUCCGGAUGGAAAUGAACGUUGUCUGAGCUGAGGCUGGAGCAGUGACACCCGUGCCAUCCUUCAUCCAGCCCACCGUCUCCAUGCUGUUUUAAAGAGAGUGGUCUUUUAUACGACGUACAAAUCCACCCUCUGUGUCUCUCUGCUGAUAUCGCCAUGGGGGGAGCCGUGAGCGCUGGGGAGGACAACGAUGACCUCAUUGAUAAUCUGAAAGAAGCCCAGUACAUCCGCACUGAGAAAGUGGAACAGGCUUUCCGGGCCAUUGACCGUGGCGACUACUAUCUGGACGGCUACAGGGACAGUGCCUACAAAGACUUGGCGUGGAAGCAUGGCAACAUCCACCUCUCUGCUCCCUGCAUAUACUCUGAGGUGAUGGAGGCUCUCAAACUGCAGCCUGGACUUUCCUUCCUCAAUCUAGGCAGUGGAACUGGCUAUCUGAGCACAAUGGUUGGCCUUAUCAUAGGGCCAUUUGGUGUAAACCAUGGAGUCGAGCUCCACAAGGACGUGGUUGAAUAUGCCCGAGAGAAACUGGAUGAUUUCAUAAAGAAUAGUGACAGCUUUGAUAAGUUCGAGUUUUGUGAGCCAGUCUUUGUGGUCGGAAACUGUCUUGAAAUCUCCACAGACAGUCACCAAUAUGAUCGCAUAUACUGUGGCGCCGGAGUUCAGAAGGACCAUGAAAACUACAUGAAAGUGCUGCUUAAAAUCGGAGGAAUCCUGGUGAUGCCCAUAGAAGACCAGCUGACCCAGAUAACCAGGACUGGUCAGUGCUCAUGGGACAGCAAGAACAUCUUGGCAGUGUCCUUUGCCCCUUUGAUUCAGCAGAGCAGAGCCGACGGAGAGAAGCCUGAUGCAGUUCAGCUGCCCCCGUUGUCGGUGCGCACCCUCCAGGACCUGUCCCGGAUCUACAUCCGCCGCACUCUCAGAAACCUGGCCGACGAAGAGAGCCAGGAGAAGGGCUUGGCGCCCAGGGUACCCCAGAAGCGUAAGCGCAGACGCUGCCGGCGGCGUCGCAUCAACACCUACGUUUUUGUAGGCAACCAGCUGAUCCCCCAAAUGGUGGAGAGUGAGGAGGAGGAGCACACUGAGGAAGAGCACAAGGAAGCAGAGGAGGAGGAGGAGAGAGAAUUUGGUGACAUUGAGAUCCUCAAGCAAGUAAACAUGUUGAGAGACCAAAUAAUGGCUCUGCCGCUGCCCGAGUCGCUGAAAUCAUAUUUGCUUUAUUACAGAGAGAAAUGACUUUGAUUUUUUUUUUUUUUUGGGUAUCAUUUUCACUGUUCACGGGGGGCAGCCCCUGCUGAAACGCUGCUUUUCACCCUCUCGAGUGCAAAUGUAGCAUUAUAUCCAUUACAUCCUGAUGUUAAAAUUCUAACGGCACCACAUGUCAGAGAUAAUUUUUGAUAAUAAUAUUUAGAUUGUCGUGACCCGGCGGCUCCUCGUUUCAGAAGCUCAUUUUGAGAUUCUGAUUCUACCACAGCGUGCGAGAAUUUCUGCAGAAUGCUGAUGAAAAAAAAUAAAAUUCACUCAUUGAAUUGUUAAACCAUCUUAAUGCCAAACAAAGACUUUUACCGCACCUUUUUAGAAGCUUAAACUCACUCAGUCUCUGGCAUUUUGAUGAUGUUCAGUGUAACAAGGCCACAUCCUCCCGUUAGGAGUUUGUUUAGUCAGACGUUCUUGAAUAGUCAUGGACACUCUGAGGGACUUGUGUCACCUGUUUGAAAUCCUUUAAGGUCGACAUGUUUUAUACCUUCCUAUUAAUACAGAAAUACCAGAUCUUUUCUACAGGGUACCUUUUACGGUUAGUCUUUUCUACGGGGAGCUGACAUACAGUAGACACGUUUGUCUCACUUUGCAUAUGAGUAAAAUUCUACUUGAUGAUAAAGUGCAUGAAGGUCUCUCCUUGUCCUCUCCGCUGUUUUAGGUGUAAUAAAAAAUGUCAUCUUCAAUCAGUGGGUUAGAUUAGAACGACACAAGGUCAGAAAUGCUUCAUAUUUUCUUGAAGACUUUUGUAGAGCAGUAUGGAAAUAGAAAGUAAUAUUCAGUAAUUAAAAAAAAUGCAUGAAUGUAUUGUAAAUAUCUUAGUUGUAUCUGACUUAGCUUCUUAUGAUUGGUCACUGAAGCCGAUGUCCCCAGCGAUCAGUUUUUUAACUGUGAAUUUCUAACUAGAUUAUUAAUUCAAUGGCCUUGGCGAAAAUACAAACAAACCUUUUGUCUGUUUUUAAUCAACAACAAUGCAAAAUCAGAGAUUUUGAAGAUUUUGAAGCCUUUCUUACGCUGGAUGGGAAAAUUGUCCAGCAAAGCACCUAAUCCCCGGGGGGAAAAGAAGGUGCCUUUUUUUUUUUUUUUUUUUUUUAAUUAUUAUAAUUUUGGCUACGGUUUGUACACUGGGUUGAAAUCCUAUGAAAUCAAAGUACAAUUUUCUUGCAGUUUUUCACUGAUGGUGGUGGUUUGUACUAACGUCACAUUUCUGCAAGUCAGCACAGUAAAUUGAACCCAAAGUGUGCUCUUUAUUUGAACAAACAUUCCACAGUGUAAUGCGGAGAGGCACAGCGCCGUUGGAUGUCACUUUUUUUACACGCCCUUCUCACAGCCUGGGAAAUAACCCCCGUCAUUCUUUGAUUGCAUCAUUUUCGUGUCAGCAAACGAUUUAAAUGUUGUUGAUAUUCUAUUACAGUAUACAGAUUAUAUAUAUGUAUUGUUGUCAUGCCUACAGUUUAAUUGGCAUCUUUUUCAUAGCACCCUCUUGCUGUACUGUAUCUAGACACUGGGAAUUCUGUAAAAUCCAAACUGCACCGUUGUCUGUUAUAAAUAGGGGAUAAAACACAUAAAUAUAUAUUAGUGAUGUAGGUCUUCAUUUUGUUCUAGUGUGAAGAAAAAAAAUGGUUUGGAAAGAGGGUGAUUAUUCUCUUUGUAGUUUUUGUGUCAGAAGCGGUAACAGUUAUUUUUUUAUUUUUUGUGUCAGCAUUUAUAUGGGAAAGCUUGACAGGUAAGCAAUAAAUCGCUUUUUAGUCUCUACUUACAACAGUUCUCUUUGAGUUUCAUGAUGACACAGUUAAAUGUGACACAGUGGAUUGUUUGCAUUGGCCAAAAUGUAAUUGCUUAUUAGAGGGCACAUUAGCCACUGAUAACAGGAGGACUGCGGCAUGGACCCUCAGGUCAUGUCUUGCACCAAAGUUGAAGGUACUAACUUUCAUGAGGACUAGAUUUAAGUCCAGAACCAGGUUUUGUAAAGUUCUGUUCCUUCUUACCAUGCCUGGGUAGACUUUUGUCACUGUAAGCGCAGUUCGUACUGAAAAUGUGUUGUUUCACCGUAAAAUUGUUAGGCACAACAAUAAAGGUUACAAUCAGUUAUG
Molecule: messenger RNA, 3902 nt
Organism: Cynoglossus semilaevis (tongue sole)
Lineage: Eukaryota; Metazoa; Chordata; Actinopteri; Pleuronectiformes; Cynoglossidae
Gene: pcmtd1
Product: protein-L-isoaspartate (D-aspartate) O-methyltransferase domain containing 1
Exons: 7
Coding region: 709-1788 (359 amino acids)
Biological process (GO): protein modification process
Cellular component (GO): cytoplasm
Molecular function (GO): protein-L-isoaspartate (D-aspartate) O-methyltransferase activity
Source: RefSeq, a predicted model, not a curated record